Messenger RNA from Ruditapes philippinarum (Manila clam), 2377 nucleotides. Its product is annotated as partitioning defective protein 6-like. The record is from RefSeq and is a predicted model, not a curated record. NCBI's taxonomy places the organism in Eukaryota, Metazoa, Mollusca, Bivalvia, Venerida, Veneridae. The coding region runs from base 119 to 1345 and encodes 408 amino acids. Gene Ontology annotation, molecular function: protein binding. The transcript is spliced from 3 exons. Gene Ontology annotation, biological process: centrosome cycle.
UCUGUGUACAAUUCACGUGACGUCAUGGAAAUGUGUGGUGUUUAAUUUUGUACACAGAAAAGAAAAGUUGACAAAAUAAAUAGAAAUUUGGCCCAGUUAGGGGCUUAACAGCUUUACCAUGUCUAAAAGUUCGAAGUCAUCUCUUCGGAGUGACUCUGGAAUAAUUGAAAUUAAGAGCAAGUUUGAUGCUGAGUUUCGAAGGUUUUCAGUUGAUCGCAAUAGUCAACUAAAGUUUGAGCCAUUUAGAGACAGUGUUGAGAAAUUACAUUUUCUAUCAGAGAUACCAUUUACAAUAACCUACACAGAUGCUCAUGGUGAUCUCCUGCCAAUAAACAAUGAUGAUAAUUUCAACUUAGCACUUUCUACAGCUAAACCAGUACUGAGGAUAUUAGUUCAAAAGAAAGGUGAGAAUUAUGCUGAGCUGAAUGGAUAUGGCACUGUACAAAAGAAGAAGAAAUUGUUAACAAAGAUCAAAAGCACCGACACUACAAACUUCGGAAGGAGUCGUAUUCCUAUUGGCUUGCCUGAAGAUUUCCGCCGAGUUUCUGCAAUUAUCGACGUUGAUAUUGUACCUGAAACACAUCGUAGAGUGAAGUUGAUGAAAAAUGGUUCUGAUAAACCUUUAGGCUUUUAUAUACGUGAUGGUACUAGUGUUAGAGUAACACCACAAGGUUUAGAAAAAGUCCCAGGAAUUUUUAUUUCGAGACUUGUACCAGGUGGUUUGGCUGAAAGUACUGGACUUCUUGCCGUUAAUGACGAAGUUUUAGAAGUGAAUGGAAUAGAGGUUUGUGGUAAAACUCUUGAUCAAGUGACAGACAUGAUGGUUGCAAAUAGUUCAAACUUGAUCAUUACCGUAAAACCUGUUAAUCAAAGGUUAACAUUAGCUCCACAGAGAGGUGGGGUUGGGAGGUAUUCACAGAUAUCACAAGCUUCACAUAUGUCAUCAGCUUCAGGUCAUUCUAGACAGUCUUCCAAAUCUUACGAUAGUGACCUAAUUGCUGAACAGGAUGAGGAAGAUGAAGUGCAAGAUUAUUUAAAUAAAAGUUCUAAAAGUGAACAAAGUGACAAGUCAGAUAAAAGCCGAAUUAGUGAAAAAUCCGAAAAACUGCGUAAUAUUGAAAAAGAAAAACUCAACAGGAGUGACAGAAGUAAUCACAGUGGGAGGAGUAAUGAUAGUGGGCAGGAUAAUGGGAGUGGCCGACAAAAUAAUGGGAGUGGCAGACAGAAAAAUGGGAGUGGACGUUUUGAAAAAGGUGUUGCAAAACAAAAUAAUGGUAGCGGAAGACAAAAACACGAAGGAGGGGGCACAAAUGGGGAGGGGGAGAACCCCAUUGUCACAUUAUAGUAAAAGUAAAUUUAAACCAACUAAACCUUUGUGCCCCCGCAAGGAAAGCACUGUAUAGCAAUUGUAUAGUAAUAUUUUUUUAUUGGCUUGAAUAUUAACAUGUAAAAUAUUAUCGUUUUUUAAAAUUCAUAUGAAACAGACAUAGAAUCACUUUGUUUAACUCUACUUAUUUUUUUUAUUUUAAACUAAGAUAUAUCAUAAAUAAUCUCAUACUGUGUGUUUUUAUUAACAUGAUGAAAAAAAAAUCAAUUUGAAUGGUAUAGAUUUUACGACAUAUUUCAUUUAAUAUACAUUUUGUGAACAGUGGCAUGUGAAAAUGUGAAAAGUUUAGAGGGACAGGGGGCAGCAAAAAUAUUGUAGAUACACCUUCACCUAUUACAUAAAGUCCUAUAUUUGAUACACGAAAAUGAUUUGCUGUUAUUCAAACCAUAUCAGUAGAUUAUAUUGCACAUUGACUCAGCCAGCAUUAUUUGUAAAACAAUAAUUCACUAAUAUUAUUGUUGCUUAAGACUUUUUGCUUUCCUCACCAGCAUAUGGAACAUUUUUCCAACAACAUAUGGACCAUUUCCUCACCAACAUUAGGACCAUUUCAUCACAAAUUUAUGAAACGUUUCACCACCAAUAUAUGGACCAAUCCAUUAUAAUUACAAUUUAUUAUUUGCAUAUCACUAAACUUAAGUCAUUCCUUACAAUUGCAGCUCUAUCUUAUAAAUAUCACACAAGAAUAUUUCUCAAUUAGAAUUUGGAGUUUUCCAGGAGAUUAAAUCCACUUCAUUAUUGCUUUUGUCUAAGUUAUGUAAUGAAGGCAAUUGAUAGAAAAAAUAAGAAUAGUAACCAAGUGGUUCUCAAAAUAUUUCAGUAAAAUAUACAUGGUGAUACAUAAUAAGAAUUUAAAUAGGUUUAUUUUUCUUUUACUAUAAUUUGUUUUACUGAUUUUAUUACACUUACGAUUAGGUUACUUUUUGUAACUGAUUUUGUGAUUUAUUGUCUGGCUUAGUCAUAUUUUGACUGGCUUAGUCACUGAAGAAGCAA